AGUCAUGUUUUUUGGCGCUUUCUGGUUGUUGCUGCUGCUGCUGCUGCCGCCGCUGCGCCCCCCGGGAGCGCAGGGCCACCGCGGUGCCAAGAGCCCGGAGCAGGAGGCCGACGAGCCCAUCCCUUGGCCAAGCAUCCAACGCCUGCGGGAGCAGCUGAGGACGGCCGGGACCCUCUCCAAACGGUACUGGGCGCUCUUCAGCUGCACCUUGUGGCCGGAUCACUGUGAAGAUCAGGAGACCCCCGUGCCGCCUCUGGGCUGGAGCCUUCCUCUGUGGGGCCGGCGGUCGCUGGAUAUGCUCACUUCAUGGUUCUGCCGCUUUCAGGACUGCUGCAGCGCGGGAAACUGCAGGAUCUCCAACAACUUCACAGGCUUAGAAUCAGACCUUCGUGUGCGACUGCAUGGCCAGCAUCUCGCUAGCAAGCUGGUCCUAGAAGCAGUGAAGGGUUACUUAGAGAUGCCCCAAGUUGGCAAGGCUCUGGCUCUGUCAUUCCACGGCUGGUCUGGCACAGGCAAGAACUUCGUGGCACGGAUGCUGGUGGACAACCUGUAUCGGGACGGAAUGAGGAGUGACUGUGUCAAGAUGUUUAUCUCUACCUUCCAUUUCCCACACCCCAAGUAUGUGGACUUAUAUAAGGAGGACUUGCAGAGGCAGAUGCAGGAGACGCAGCGGCGCUGCCAGCAGAGCACGUUCGUCUUUGACGAAGCGGAGAAGCUGCACCCGGGGCUACUGGAGCUGCUUGAACCCUACCUGGAACCGAGGAGCCCCGAGACCCAUGGAGCUGAGCUGCCCAGAGCCAUCUUCCUCCUUCUCAGUAACCUUGGGGGCAGUGUCAUCAAUGAGGUGGUCCUAGGUUUGCUCAAGGCUGGAUGGUCCAGGGAGGAAAUUACGUUGCAGCACUUGGAGAUGCCCCUUCAGGCUGAGAUCAUAAAGUCUGCAGACAGCAGCUUUGGCUCCAGCCGUCUCCUGAAGAAACACCUUAUUGAUCUCUUUAUCCCCUUCCUGCCACUGGAGUACCGCCAUGUGAGGCUGUGUGUCCGAGAUGCCUUCCUGGGCCAGGAUCUCCCAUACACAGAAGAGGCCCUGGAUGAAAUUGCCAAGAUGAUGACAUACGUCCCUGAGGAAGAGCAGCUUUUCUCCUCUCAGGGUUGCAAAUCCAUUUCCCAGAGAAUCAACCUUGUCUUGCCUUGAGAGUGGCUCCUUUGCUCCCGGAACAGUCUUUUUCCAUCAGCCAGAUGCCCUAGUGUCCAGCAACCACUGCUUCCAGCUAGUGUGCAGAAGGGCAGCUCCUAAAAACCACUUGGUGCCUUAAAAACCCACACUCUAGACUGAGGUCAGGAAGCCAGUGGAAGGCCCAAGCACCAAAGGGUCCUCAGAACACUCCCUACAGUCUCUUGGCACCAUAGCUCUUCCUGGAAAGCCGCUGGAAUGGAGUAUGAGCCUGAGGCCCCAGAAUCCUUGGGCUACAGAACAAGGAAGAUGAAAGAUGUGUGGACCAGCAGGAGUGUGGCUCUGGUCUGCAGGUUUGGCUGGCUCUCCGGGGUAGGGAGAUGGGCAGCUUCUGCAUGUGAGCAGACCAGCAAAGGGCCUUAGUCUAAAGAGAAAACCUUUCAAAACAUGAUGGGUGUGGCACACACCUGUGACCCUAGCACUUGGCAGGCUAAUACAGGAGAGAGCUGAAGAAACCUGAGCUGCCAGGCAGGCUUGACAAACAAAACCCCAUAGGUGUGUAGCUAAGGCAUGUUCUGUUCUGCAGACUGAAAACUUUGAGGCCUUGUCAUGUGUGAUUAAAUGUAUUUUUCUAACAUCCUU
Rattus norvegicus (Norway rat) is the source of this 1813-nucleotide messenger RNA. It is a transcript of the gene Tor3a, whose product is annotated as torsin family 3, member A. Gene Ontology annotation, cellular component: endoplasmic reticulum; endoplasmic reticulum lumen; cytoplasm. The transcript has 6 exons. The record is from RefSeq and is marked validated. Gene Ontology annotation, molecular function: ATP binding; ATP hydrolysis activity. NCBI's taxonomy places the organism in Eukaryota, Metazoa, Chordata, Mammalia, Rodentia, Muridae. The coding region runs from base 5 to 1192 and encodes 395 amino acids.